UUUGGUACAGUCGUUAUACUGGAGAGGGGCAGCCAAAUAUUUGACAAACUAGCCGCAAAUCGUUUAGCUUAGCCAGCUAAGAAUUAAAAUAAUACACCGAUUAUAAAAGAACACACAUUUCAUUAGGUUUGAUCCGCUUAGGUGUUUGUUAACGAUUUGGGUUUCCAUUUAAUCAAGAUGUCAACUCCAGCAAGACGACGUUUAAUGAGAGAUUUUAAACGGCUGCAAGAGGACCCUCCAGCUGGAGUUAGUGGAGCCCCAUCAGAAAACAAUAUCAUGGUAUGGAAUGCUGUCAUUUUCGGACCCGAGGGAACACCUUUUGAAGAUGGAACCUUCAAACUUACCAUUGAAUUCACAGAGGAAUAUCCAAAUAAACCUCCAACAGUGCGAUUUGUCUCCAAAAUGUUUCAUCCAAAUGUGUAUGCAGAUGGCAGCAUAUGCUUAGAUAUUCUUCAGAAUCGUUGGAGUCCAACCUAUGAUGUGUCUUCAAUCUUAACUUCAAUACAGUCUUUACUGGAUGAGCCAAACCCAAACAGUCCUGCCAACAGCCAAGCAGCCCAGCUCUACCAGGAAAACAAACGGGAGUACGAGAAAAGGGUUUCUGCUAUUGUUGAACAGAGUUGGCGUGACUGUUGACCCCCGUUGUCGUUGGAGUAUGAACAGUGUCCAGCCCAGAAACAAGAAAACACUGAUCAAGAAAAUUGACCGAUCUCACCAAAACGAAAUGACACAUCUUAAAAUCCUUCGGUAUGUUUGUCCCCCUAACUGUUGCAAAGUUUGUAUGCCGUUGUGUUGUGGCAUUCACUCCUGCUGAAUGCUAUUGUUGGGCAAUAGCGUAUGUUUGGUAAAAGUUAAUGUACCUUGUUAUAUCCGGGUUACUUGCUACAUGCCCCAGCAUUUUUUUUUUCUCUCUUCUCUCAGCUGUCACUUUUCUACCCAUUUAUUCAUACAUGAAGUAAUGUGGUCGGAUGAUAGGGCGACAGAUACUUAGAUGUGCUUGCUGUGUGGUUUGCUGUGUAGAUACUGGCAGUUCAUAUUUACAAAAAGCAAAGCUGUUCUUGGGUGUUUUGGGGCUCACUCUUCUUGGUUCUGUCUCUGCCUAUCAAAAGCCUUUAAGAGGGAUCGAAAAUUAACCUGGCAUGGACAUCCAUCCCUCUAACAACUCAGCAGAUGCCUUUUGGGGGUCAUUUUCUCUCUCAGCUUUUCUUGUAAAGCCAUGCCUUUGAUUUAAAAAGGAAAAAAAAGAAAUCUAAACACAAAUGUCCCUCUUCAAUACAGAAACAGGAUAUUUAGUACCCUGUCCAAGCACUUAACUUGGUUUCAUAAUGCUGACUUUUUAAAGCUGUGUGAACAUUUCUAUGCUAUUUUACAAUCUUGGAAAUCAGCUGCCAUAAAAAGCUGAUUACACUGUUUUAAACAGGAUGGUGUCCAUUUUCAGAUUAUAAACCUUUGCACCGGUAACCCAUGUAACAAACUGUACAUUUUCUUGUAAAUAAAAAUAAAUAUACACCA
Oreochromis niloticus (Nile tilapia) is the source of this 1512-nucleotide messenger RNA. Its product is annotated as ubiquitin-conjugating enzyme E2 A. The transcript is spliced from 6 exons. The record is from RefSeq and is a predicted model, not a curated record. The coding region runs from base 178 to 636 and encodes 152 amino acids. Lineage: Eukaryota; Metazoa; Chordata; Actinopteri; Cichliformes; Cichlidae.